Messenger RNA from Chara braunii, 1144 nucleotides. NCBI's taxonomy places the organism in Eukaryota, Viridiplantae, Streptophyta, Charophyceae, Charales, Characeae. The record is from the annotation of a GenBank genome assembly.
GGGAGAGAGAGAGAGAGAGAGAGAGAGAGAGAGAGAGAGAGAGAGAGAGAGAGAGAGAGAGAGGUGAGAAAGGGAGUGGCUAUCAGCAGAUAGUUGUCUUCAGUGAGAUUAACUGAUAAAUAGCAGUCAUACGGCCUGCGGCACAAGAUGCAUACGACAACGACCACCUCCACCUCCUCCCUCUCCUCUGGGUCCAGGCUGCGGAUAAUCGGUGGUGCCCAUGGAGGACAGACACCAUCAUAUGCGCCAUUCUCAGCAAAAGGGGGUCAUAAAUGGGGUCAAGGUUCAAUGAUGCGUCCUUCGGGAACGGUGGGGGGGGCGCCUACUCAACCACCUUUCAUGCCCGUUUAUCAAGAUGAUGCAAACCCCACCUGGUUUCCUUCUUCUUCUUCGACAAUCCGGAGUGCUGGUCAUCCGCCUCAUCAUGAGUCGAUGAUGGGAACCCCUUAUGGAGUAGGGGUGGGAGGAGGGAUGUAUGGAGGAGGGGGAGGAGGAGGAGGAGCAGGAGGAGGUGUAGGUGGAUCUUAUGGCUACUUCGAAGACGAACCUCCGCUGUUGGAUGAGCUAGGCAUCAACGUUCCACAGAUCGGCAAGAAGCUGAAAGUGGUGAUGCUUCCGUUCGGACCGCUCGAUCUCAAUCUCAUGGCGGACGGCGAUUUGUCGGGACCCGUCUUUAUUGGUUUCCUAUUGGGCCUUUGUGAGCUCUUAGCUGGGAAGCUGCAUUUUGGAGUGAUUUUGGGCUGGGCAACUGUGGUGUCGAUAGCAAUGUAUACGGUGUUCAAUCUGUUGGUUAAUAAGGAGGGAGGUACUCUUGAUCUUUACGUCUGUGCAAGUGUUAUAGGGUACUGUUUGUGUCCUGUGGUGGUCCUCUCCUCCUUGUGUUUAUUGAUUCCUAAGGGAGGUGUAGUGGCUUUCCUGUUGGGAGUUAUGACUGUUCUGUGGAGUAGCCAUCUGUGCUCGAACCUUCUCGUAGGACUUGUACCGCAGGCGUCGCCGUAUAGUUACUUGGUAGCCUACCCGUGUCUUCUAAUCUACUCUGCCUUCACCAUGCUUGUCCUCUUCUAAUCCAACCAACCAAUCAAUCAAUCAAUCAACUAAUCAAUCAACCAAUCAAUCAAUCUACUAAUCAAUCAAUCAACCAAUC